This is a messenger RNA of Aricia agestis (brown argus), 2941 nucleotides long. It is a transcript of the gene Dnaaf5, whose product is annotated as dynein axonemal assembly factor 5. Gene Ontology annotation, biological process: inner dynein arm assembly; cilium movement; outer dynein arm assembly. Gene Ontology annotation, cellular component: cytoplasm. Gene Ontology annotation, molecular function: dynein intermediate chain binding. The transcript has 12 exons. Lineage: Eukaryota; Metazoa; Arthropoda; Insecta; Lepidoptera; Lycaenidae. The record is from RefSeq and is a predicted model, not a curated record. Bases 88 to 2643 code for a protein of 851 amino acids.
UUUAUCAAUAAAAUUAGAGGUUAUGUUGAAAAUCUUGUUUCAACAUUUGUAUAAUCGAUAUUCGAUACAAUUUUUCUCCGGCAAAAUAUGACUGAAAACAAGCAAACGUUGGAAAGUAAUCCGCGCGCCUAUUUGGAGCAAUAUAUCUUGUCUUUGCAAAGUGAUUCUAAAGCAGUCAGAAGGCGUGCAUUGGUAAACAUAAAUGAUGAAAUAUUUGAAAACUCAAGCAAUUCAGGAUGUGAUCUGGCUGUGGUUUUUCCAGACAUAUACGCGUACAUACUAAAAAGCUUUUCAGAUGAGUCAGAAUCAUGUAGGGAAACGGCGAUAUCGAUUGUUUCGAAUUUCAUAGAUCGCCUGCCACUAAAUGAUUAUUAUCUUACGUACAUACUUCCUGUGAUCGUACGUCGAAUAGGGUGUCCCGAAAUAGUCGAAGAGUCUGAGGAAAUUCGAUUAGUGCUCAUACAACUUGUGCACAAAAUAAUAGUGAAAUAUAAGGGGACGAACUACCUGACACCAUUUCUAAAUGAUUUUACAAGCAUUUUGACUAAAACCAGCACGGAUCCGUUUCCGAAAGUGAAAAUCGAGGCUUGUGAAUGCAUAAUCAUGCUGUCUAAAUCUAUGCCAAGGGAUUUCCACUUUCAAGCAGAAAGUUUUGUCAAACCUGUAUUAUCAAACUUUCCUCAUCAACAUUUCAGAGUGAGGGUCGCAGCUGUAAGGGCUAUAGGAGCUAUAGUAAUGGCAGGCAACUACAAAUGUUUUGAGCUGUCCAUAACACCAAUGGCGGAGAAGCUCUUUGAUGAGAACACACAAGUCAGGCUGCAGGUGACCAUGGAGGUUGGCAACUGGAUGCUGAGCUACCGAGAUAGAUAUUCAUUCUGGCAUAAAAUGAUACCAUUAUUGUUGACUAGCUUGAGUGAUGUAAUGGCAGAUGUAAGAGUGGCAGCAACUAAUCUCUGGAAUGACAUUGGGCUUCAAUAUAUGGAGGAGAAUGAGGAAGAUUUGAAGAAGAAAACAGAUUUCCUCAAAGAUGUGCCCUCACACUACCCUGAUGUGAAGAGACCAAAUUUAGGAUGCAGGGCCUUGGUACAAAGCAAUAUUGGCAAGAUAGUUCCUGCUAUUGGAAGAGAGAUGGACGGGUGGCAAGCCGACGCUCGUCUUCGCUCCGCGCAGCUGCUGUGCUGGCUGCUGCUGUGUGCGGAAGAAGGCAGCACGCAGCACUCCAGUGCUAUUACCAGGAUUCUGUUGCGCGGCGCUGCUGAUGAUGACGAGCGCGUUGUGCAAGAGAUCAAACGCGCCUCGGAGCUGUUCGGGUAUUUCAUCACCCCAGAUGUUUGGUGGCCGUUACUGAAGGCCGAGCUGGACUCGUGGUGUUGUUUCUUCGUGGUGGCCAAUAUCAUCACCGGCUCAAGAGCUGAUCAGCUGCAGGAGGUCAUGAGUCAGCUGUGCAAGGAACUGGCUGAUCCAGACAGAUGUAGGACGAGAAAGCUGAAAUACCAACGCAACUUGAUACAUGUGAGCGAAUCUCUCAUGGACGUAUGCGCGGCGGCGGUGUCCGCGGUCGCCGAGCAGUUGUUCAUCAUCAACUUUACUGUGUAUGCUAUGCCCAGUGAUGAGAAGAUACAGUUUAUGGCUUUCGGCAACUUGGACAAGCUGCGCCAUAUAACAGGGUGUGGUCUGAGUAUAAGCGCUCUAUACGAGAGACAUAUACACCGCGUGCUGUCCGCUAUAACCAGUGAGCCGCUCACAUGGACGCUGCUCACUCCCGACUGCGCUCUGCUGGACUGUGUUAUGUUGCACUCAGGUUCUGCUUUAGGCUCCCAGCUGCAUCUGCUAGCUCCCCUCCUAAAAGAGACGCUCGGGACACCGAAGGUGGAUCCAGAAGUCAAGCUGAAGAUAUUCACGGCUCUGUCCACGGUGUUGCUGCAGCGACAGAAGAACUUCAGUAAAUGCGAUCAAGACAAGUUGGAGGCGUUCUUGAAUAUUGUUAUAAAGGAGGUGAUCCUGCCCAACCUGGUGUGGACACCGGGUCGCACGGCGGAGGCGACGCGCACGGCCGCGGUGGCGUGUCUGUGCGCCGCGCUGCAGGAUGACGUCACACAAGAUGGCGGCGGUGAUACGCAGGGGGAGGUUGUGAACCUAUUCCCCAGUAAGGAGAGUCUAGAGCCGUUUUUGGACGAGAUGGUCCCUCUGCUGGUGGGACUGGUCGACGACAACUCGUCACUAACGCGCCAACACACACUCCGAGCUAUAUGCAGCUUGGCCGAGCUCGCUCACAAGUGGGAAUGCUUUACCGCUGAUAUGCUACAUAAGCUGUACUUUGUGGUUCUCAAGCGUCUCGACGACUGUACGCCCGCGGUGCGGUCGAGCGCGGCGCGCACGCUACCCGUGCUAUACUCGCGCCGCCCCCGCGACUACGACACGUGCGUGUUCGCCGCGCACGUCGACGCGCUCUACGCCGCCAUGUUGGUGCAUUUGGACGACGUGGAUGAGACGUUUAGAGGAGAGAUGCUAGAGGCUCUCCUCAAAGUGAGUGACGUUGACCCAAGACUCCUGAUGAAGAAAGUGACGGCGAAUAUACAUUUGUACAGAAAUAAAGCGGCGUACGAAAAGUUGAAGAAACACUUAGAAACCAUCAUAAGUUGAACGGGGACUAUUUUGCAGGAGUUGUUAACUUGUUCUUAAACACACCUUUUUCUUUUCACGUUUUGUGUGAUCUUGCAUUGUAACUUAUAAUGUGAUUUUAUGCGGAUGAUUAGCUAUGCUCCAAACCCCGAGGCGAAACCAGAAUGACAAAAUGGUGUAUGAUCUGAUAACUGACCUCGUAGUUUCGAAGAUUAGAAUAGUUCAUUAUUUCAUGUAGUCAUCUCAUUUAGUUUAUGAUGUAAUAUGCUAGAAGUUGAUUUGUAGGCAGAUGGCGGACCUACCUAAUUUCGUCGCGUUA